Scatophagus argus is the source of this 5027-nucleotide messenger RNA. RefSeq names its product RAP1 GTPase activating protein 2a (gene rap1gap2a). NCBI's taxonomy places the organism in Eukaryota, Metazoa, Chordata, Actinopteri, Scatophagidae. The transcript has 21 exons. Gene Ontology annotation, biological process: regulation of small GTPase mediated signal transduction; activation of GTPase activity. The record is from RefSeq and is a predicted model, not a curated record. Gene Ontology annotation, molecular function: GTPase activator activity. Gene Ontology annotation, cellular component: plasma membrane; cytoplasm. The coding region runs from base 1235 to 3187 and encodes 650 amino acids.
CUCAAUCAAACUGUCUUAUCAUAGGAAACUGUGGCCAAAGUUAUGCCUCCGCAAACUGUAAAGAGUAUCAGAGCAAAACUAAACUGAAUAUUGAUCCAAAUGUCUUGUCACACUGAUUUAUGCAGGGACGCAUAUAGGCAAUAUAAGCACAUUUUACUGUUGAUCUGAGAUUAUAAGUUUUCAGACAGUGAUUACUCACAUGGUAUUGUACUUGUAGUACAGAUGAAGAAUUUUCCAUUUUUUCUCCAGAAUGAUAAGAGAGGAGACAUUUUGCAGGGAGGCAGGUUAGCAUGGUGAUAUAUAGAUGACUCUCUUGGAAGAGGGAGCCACUUUCUGCAGUGUGUCACCUUGAACUAAGCCACCAUCACUGAAUCUGCUGAGGACAACACAGAGGGAGAUAGCACAGAAACGAGUAGAGGAACAGAAGUUUGCUCAUGGUGAGAAAAACUGAGAGAGAUGACUGAAUGAAAAUGUGGUCAGGCCAAGACCAAGCAAAAAAAGAUCAUAAUGCAUGAGAGAAAAUAAAGAAAUGUAGCUCAAGCCAGAAGGCAUCGAUUUUCUUCUCGGUGUGUGGUUGAUUUUUGGUUAUUAUGAAUUGGCAACCCACAAUUUUGCUUCAAGCUACAGUGAUCUAAUGACACAAUACUCAUCCUCAGUGUCACAUUGGUAAGGAAGUUAUGAAACUUAUAAUUUCCUGUAGUAACAGUCCACAUUAAAUCCAUCUAGGAGAUUAUACAAACUUAGGCUAAGAUGUGUAUGAAAAAAAUAUGACGGCCCUAAAGAUGAGUCUGCUGUGAAGCCACAGUGGCAUGAAAAGGGGGUUUUGUACACCUGAUGCAUGUGCUGCAGCACAGUGCUGCUGUGUUACUGCGUACUGCAAUUGUUUGGCACUUGUUUGUCUUCAUAGAAAGUUAAAGAAGAUGAUGUGAUGACAUUUUGUCUUUCCUUUCCUUGUUAAGAGGCGUGUGUGUGUGUAUUUUGUGUAGACACAUACACACUGGAAUGACCUGUUCUGUUUUGACAAAUGAUUCAGUUUGCUGCCUAACUUGACUUUCCAGUUUUAGCUUUAGUUGUCAAAAGGCAAAAUAAAGAUUAAAACCGUGCAACAGGGAAGUCACUUUCUAAAUGUAGAUGUGAGGUAAGAAUAAGAGGGACAGAGGGAGAGAGACACAGGUGGACGCAGGGGGCUCAAAUACUUACUGCUGCUGUUGUUAAGUCUGCAGAGUUCUUCGAUAUGCUGGAGAGGAUGCAGGAUGACUACAUCCCCUACCCACGGAUAGAAGAUGUCCUGGAGAAAGGUGGUCCAUACCCACAGGUAAUCCUGCCACAGUUUGGGGGUUACUGGAUUGAGGAUGUGGAGGCACCAGCAGGGACCCCCUCCUCCUCAGAAUCCAGUUUCUGUGAGGAGGAGGAUGGGGAAGAGGGCAUGAGCCCUGGCGGUGGGCACAGCUACCGCCUAGAGUGCAACAGCACGGCCCGCGCCUACCGCAAACACUUCCUAGGCAAGGAACACAUGAACUAUUAUUGCACUGGCAGCAGCAUAGGCAACCUCAUCAUGUCUCUGAAACAUGAGGAGGCUGAGGGGCAGGAGUACCUACGCAUCAUGCUCAGGUCGAGGAUCAAAACAGUCCAUGACAGGAUCUCUUUAGCAGGCAUCAGCCAGUUGCCCAGCGUACCUCAGAUUGCCAAGCUUCUGUGCGAUGAUGCCACAGGACUGAAGUUCAACCCGGUCCUGUACCCUCGGGGAUCACAGUUGAUUGUGGCUUAUGAUGAACAUGAGGUGAACAACACUUUCAAAUUUGGCGUCAUCUACCAGAAGUUUGGACAGACAUCAGAGGAAGAGUUGUUUGGAAACAAUGAGGAGACACCAGCUUUCAAGGAGUUUCUCGGUAUCCUGGGAGACAACAUUGAACUCCAGGACUUUAAAGGGUUCCGCGGUGGGCUGGAUGUGUCCCACAGACAGACAGGGUCUGAAUCUGUCUACACAGUCUUCAGACAGAGAGAGAUUAUGUUCCAUGUGUCAACCAAGCUUCCCUUCACCGAGGGAGACGUCCAGCAGCUCCAGAGAAAAAGGCACAUAGGAAAUGACAUUGUGGCCACAGUCUUCCAAGAAGAGGCCACACCGUUUGUUCCAGACAUGAUUGCCUCCAACUUCCUACAUGCUUACGUACUGGUGCAGGUUGAGAACCCCUGUACAGAGCACACAACAUACAAGGUGUCUGUUACAGCCAGGGAGGAUGUGCCUCCUUUUGGGCCUCCACUCCCAAACCCAGCUGUGUUUAAAAAGGGUCCUGAGUUUCGAGAUUUCCUGCUGACAAAGUUAAUCAAUGCUGAAAACGCCUGCUACAAAUCCGACAAAUUCGCUAAGCUAGAGGGGAGAACGCGAGCUGCUCUGCUGGACAACCUCCACGAUGAGCUGCACAGACAGAGCCAGGCAGCUCUGGGUCUGGGCCAAGCUGGAGAGGAAGACAAGCUGGAGAACGGGGGACACGGGGGUCUGCUAGAGUCCUUCAAGAGAGCCAUGCGAGUGAGGAGCCACUCGAUGGAGACCAUGGUGGGGUCCCAUCGUCACAGGAGCCCAGGGGUAGGAGGUGGGCUCCCAGCAAGUGUGAGUGGAGGAGGACUACCGCAGAGCACCAGCGAAUGCACAAAGAGCACCUUCACUCCUCCUGUGUUGUCAGCCAAGUCUCCCCUGAAGAGCCCAGUGAAGCGGCGUUCAGGCCUCUUUCCUCGUCUCCACUCCAGCACAGACACCCCGACAGACAAACACACACGCAGCGACCAAAAGCCUGCAGAAAACUGUCCACUGUCACAGGAAGUGAGAUCAGAGACAUCAUCCAAUCCCAGCUCUCCUGAGAUCUGCCCUAACAAAGAGAGGCCAUUUACCAAGCUGAAAGAGUGCAGCAGCGGCCGGCCGAACAUCUCCCGUUCUUCAUCCAGCACCAGCAGCUUCAGCAGCACCACAGGAGAAACAGAAGCUCUGGAAGAACUGGAGACGACCAGCCAUGCCUCUGUAGCGUCCUCCUCUGCCUUUAGUCCCUCCCUUAGCGUCGACAGCCAGGGAUCAGGUACCCCUGUCAUAAUGUGCCGCAGUCCAACAGCAGAAGGGAGAAGUAAGACUUCACCAAGGUCAAACCUGAAGUUCCGCUUUGACAAAAUGAGCCACUCAUCCACAGCUUCCGAGUAACUUUGUGGAAUGGAAAUGACAAAGUUGCACAACGAAGGGACAGUGCGAGGUGGCGGAACUGCAAAAGAAACCACGACAACAACCACAAAAUCACUGUCCCUAAAGCCAAGGAUGAUAUGACAAGAUUACCAACUGCACCAGAAUCCCCACACACUAUAAACUAUCUGACAAUACUGUGAGUGUAUAGUGAGGAGAAGCAGCUGACAUGUUGGCUUUCUUUUGCUGCAUAAAUAAGUCUAUAAUUUGCAAGUAUCACAAGUUCUCAGUUGUUAAUUGUCCACAUUGUAUGGAAGUCCUAGCAUGGCUGUAAUACUGUGACUGCAGGCUGAGCUAGACUCUGCCUCAGCUUUUUCUCAAGCAUCUUGUUCAAUAGGGAGACACAGUUAUCUAGGAGAAUGGCAACCUGAGACGAUGGCUGAACUGUUACUCUUUGUCUAGUUGACUUCCGAGUGCUCAGUGGAAAGAACUGAAGACAUCAGGAUAUUCUCUUUUGCCUUUGCCCUUGAAUGGUACGUCUGGGAACAGUUCCUCUUUUGCCUCAACUCUCAGUCUUAAUUGUCUACUGUUAGGGUCCGAGCUUGUUCUUUUCAUUUAAAAUUGCUUUUGUGGGGAACAUCUUUGUUUUCGAAGAUGCUUUUGUACCCUCGCUAGCUGCUGCGUCGCAUCUGCUGCACUAUAGACACGGUAUUGCUGAAACUGACAGCAUUUCUUUAUCUGUAAGGUUAACUUUGAAUUCCAGAACUCAAGUGCUUGUUUAGUGGAAAUUAGCACAUAUAUUACACAUUAGGAGAGACUGCAAACUCAUUUUGCCAUAAGCUUAUUUUAGCCAAAGCUGCGCCUUACAAUCUAUCAGAAGCCCUGUUCACCACUGUUGCUCUCUGUCUGUCUGUCUGUCCGUCUCUCUCACCAUGUGAGAGGACGUGAAUCUUCUGGAUCUGGUUACAGCACAGCUGUGGGUAGCCAAGUGACACCCACAUUUGCUGAAAAUAGACGUUGCACUUACUGAAAAACAUUUCAUUCUUCUUAUACCUCCAAGUGAAGCUUGCUAGCUCUGUGUAUCCAUGUUUGUUUGUUGGAAUCUUUUGAACAAGAAGGUCUCUGAGGUUUAAAGUUUCUCAGCAUGUGAGCUGUUGAAAAUGACUUGAAAAAGAUGCUUCAGGUUUAAUGAACGUUUGAACCACAUUUGGCAAAAAUAUUUUGAAUGUGAACUUUUUUGUUUUGUAUUUUUAAUUUCACGCUUUGUCGGUUGUUGUUACAGAAUCUCUUAGACGUAAAUUACAAAGCCAGUUGCUUACAAGCACAACAGGACAAUAGUUCUACUCUAGUCCUCAACUAUACCAUAGCAUUAGCCUGGAGCUGCACAAACUAGAGUUAGCUGCGGGAGCAUGUUAGUCAUGAAAAAGCUUGAAGACGCAGAUGUGUUUCCUACAGUAUGUGACCAAACAACCAAGGAGGCAGGACUUUGGAGGAAUGUCCAUGAACUUGUACUGUGGAGGAAACCAUUCCUGUUGCUGGAGGACAGCAAAAUGGUGUGUCAAGUUAGACUAGUGGUUACCUCUAGCAAAGGAAGCAGGACCAGAAAUCACACAAAAGCAGGAAGUUCAGAUGUCGUUUAGUUUGUAGCAGGUAUUGCCUAAACGCCCUGCAGCCUUUUCUCUGUUAAUACGCUUAAUUUAUUAAAAUAGUAACUUCUUUUGCAUUGAUGUCAUGUAAAAAUGUAACUGCAGAGUACGCUAAUUAAUAAAGUAAAAUGAUUAAAGGAAAUAUAUUAAUUUAAAAGAUGUCUAAACAUAUAUAUGUAUAUUUGGUUAUGUAAUGUGCCAUUGAGAAUUUAUUCUAA